CAGUGACGUCUCUCACCCAGGGGUCUACACAGCGCUGGCGAGAAGCAGCUGUCUGUCUGCUGUCACUGAGCUCAGCUCACUGCGCGUUUAGGACGCAGCGCUGGAGCUGUGUGAGCUAAUGGAGGACCUUUGGGAAGAUCUUGACGUUGUCACAACGCUAACAGUGCUAGUAGUGUAAGCUAGCGAGGCGGUUAGCAGCAGCUUAGCUUCACCCAGUUCCUCUGAUACGAAAGUGUCGUGGUGCGUCUACAAGGAGGGACCAAUUAACCAUGAUGAAGAAAAAGAAAUUCAAGUUUAAAGUUGAUUUUGAGCUGGACGAGCUGUCUUCGGUGCCGUUCGUGAACGGGGUCCUGUUCUGUAAAAUCCGUCUGCUGGACGGCGGGUUUUCGGAGGAAUCAUCACGAGAAAUGGUCCAGGCAAACUGUGUGCGCUGGAGAACAAGGUUCUCGUUUCCAUGUAAAAUGAGCGCCAGUGCUGGAACAGGAGUUCUUGAUCCUUGCAUAUGUCGUGUUUCUGUCAGAAAGGAACUGAAAGGUGGGAAGACUUAUGCAAAGCUGGGCUUUGCUGAUCUGAACCUGGCUGAGUUUGCAGGAUCUGGGAGCACCACACGCCGCUGUUUACUAGAGGGCUAUGACACCAAGAACACCAGGCAGGACAAUUCCAUUCUCAAGGUGAUCAUCUGUACUCAUCUUAUGUCUGGAGACCCCUGUUUCAAAACACCUCCAUCCACUGCCACAGUGAUCGGGAUCCAGGGGGAUGGAGAGAGUCUGCUGGAAGAGCGAAGAGGUGGAGACACCCAAAAACCUUUCCUGGGGCUCUCGGAAACCACAGGCAAGUGUGGCUCUCUGCCAGAGGAGCUGGGUGUGUGUGGUCAUUCCCGAACCUCCAGCUAUGCUAGUCAGCAGUCUAAAGUAUCAGGCUACAGCACUGGUCACUCUCGCUCCUCCAGCCUAACAGAGUUCACCCAUAAGAGGAACACAUCAGUUGGUAGCGCAUCCACAGGCAUUGCUAGCAUCCCUGAGCCCAGUGAGGAGAGCCCGAGCUCCAUAGUGCCUGCUGCUGCUGCCCUUGGAGCCUGUAGCACCCUGUCAGUAAACCCUGCUACACCAGACCGAACUUCCAGCAGGCACCCGAUGAAGCAGGACUCGAUGGAAUCUCAGCUGAAGCGGGUGGACGCAACUAGGGUUGAUGCUGAUGAUGUGGUGGAGAAAAUCCUGCAGAGCCAAGACUUCACUCCUGGCAUUUUUGACUCUAGCACUGAAGAGGAGGGUCUUCGUUUAUUUGUGGGUCCUGGAGGAAGCACAGCACUUGGCAGCCAUCAUCUACCUGCCAGGGUUGGUGCUGGUGCCUACGAACAAGUGGUGAUCAAGCGCUAGAGCUGGAAAGUGCCAAGUAGAGAGGUGGCACAAACCAAAGUACAGGAGAGAGGAAGGGCUCUCCAACCUCCCUUCUUUCCAGCAGUGUGCCAUCCAUUUACUGCUGGUGGAGCCUAAGGAUUUUCAAAGAGCAGCCUCUGCCAUCAUUGUGGAGGCAUGGGCUCCUCUGAAUCCUGGGGUAUCCCAACUUCUUUCCAAUCCCAACACUCCUUGCUUUCUUCUGUGACUCACCCUUAAAACAUUCAACUAAGGAGGGAAACUAUUCUUACAUGUUGGAAAAGAAAACAAUCAUUGCAGUGUUUUGCUUGGUUGGCAGUGGUGUUCCAGGUUUUGUCACCUGUGUGGUGAGGAUUUUAACUCUUCAUUGGAUCUUGUGUAUUCAGGGGUGUGGGUUCACAUAUUUAAAGUUUUAAUAUAUGCUCAUAUUCAGACGAGUCAUGCAUCUGCAUGUCAGUAUUUGUGUGUAGAUGAGAAUUGCGGAUGCAGUGCUGCAGAGUUCUGGUGAAGUUUACAUCACCAUCAUGUAGUGCUUCCUUUGGCUGAGCUCAUUACACUAAGGGGAAAUUGAACUGACUAGCUGGCAUCGGGGAGGAAAGUUUGACUUUAGCAAAGAGAAUUAGUGGCACUCACUGAACAAAGUGUCACCUUUACAUUUAAAUAAAUGAGAAAUAAAUUCUGCUAGCACUUAGUAGUAUAAUAGUUUGCAUAGUUAGGCUGUAGGCCCAGAUUUGGACAUUAGUUCAUCUUUUGUCAGACAUGGACUGUUUUCAGCUGUUCUAUUGUUCUUGGUUGUCAAUGUGCAGUUCAGUUUGAGUCUAAAUGUUUAAAAAAAAAAAAAAAAAAAAAAAUGUUUGCACAUUUGGUUGUACAGCCAUUUCAAGUGGUGUUUCACUCCUUCAUCACAGCACAUAUGGGGCCAAAGUCAAGCUACUCAGAAACUGCCAUUAUCAAUAACUGGACUGUGUAAUAAAGCAGUUUGACCUUUCAGUCAUAAUUGCACUCUGUACACAUUAUGCCUAAUUAGCUCCUUUCUUUUUAUUGAGCACAGAGGGUAUGGUUGAGAGCCGAGGGGCAGGAAUUCACAAUUUUUUAUUAUAGCCUUUGCAGCUGUGAAAGCAGUUUUAGUAGGUUUUAAUAUUAUUUGAGGUCCUUCAGAAAUAUUGUCUGAUAUGACCCUCUUUUCCUUUACUUGUACUACGUAUAUUUAUUGCUGUUGUGUUCAUCAUUUUUUUUAUAUCACAAACACUACAAAAUGUAUACUAAUAUCUAAACUUGUGCAUAUCUGAUGUUUAUCCUGAUGUAUGGUUAAAGUAUUUUUGAUUACUUGUUCUGAUGUAUUUUGUUUUCUGUCUGCUAGUGUAACCAUGAACCAGGUUCCCUACAGUUUUAUGUGCCAGUACAAAAGCCAUAUGUUUUACAGAGUGAGUCCACUUCUCUCUUAUGUGUUCUGAAACAGAGUGAGUGCAUGUUAGUGUGUACACAGCAUAAUAUUUUGGUAGCACUUAGUGUAUCUAAAUACUGGCCAUAGGGACUAACUAUGUAGGGCUAGAUUUAACUACCAAAAGCAUGGUCCGUUAUAUUUUUUAAAUAUCUCUUUAGUGUAUAAAGUAAUAGUGUAAAAUUGAUUAUAUUACUUGUGAUAUGAUGCGAUAUCAGUGCCAUCAUAUCAGAAGCCUGGUGAAAUGGACAGACUGAGGGCCAACACUAUUGCAAAAUAUCAGUAUUGUGUUUUACAACUCGGGCCACUAGGUUUCCAUAGGGGAGUGUUUCAUGCAUUAUAUCUUUACAGUGUACAAUAACGGAAUCUCUAAAUAUUUGAAUAUUUGACAUUCAGUGUGUAGGUAUCUUGUGUUGUAGUAAACACCAUGUUUUUUUUGUGUUUUUUUUUUUAAAUCUCUUCUGUGAAGCUUUUGCUCCAUGUACUGUACAGUGUCUGAUGUAAGUGACAAUGCUUUUUACUGUUCUGCACUGCUGUUGUGAUGUUUAACUCCUUUUAAACAGUGCUGAUUACAUGUACCGCACACUGUUAAAUAAACACAGUACAUUUCAAAAACCUGCCAACAAGAUUUCAGAGUCAA
This is a messenger RNA of Pangasianodon hypophthalmus (striped catfish), 3454 nucleotides long. RefSeq names its product family with sequence similarity 102 member Bb (gene eeig2b). The coding region runs from base 270 to 1376 and encodes 368 amino acids. The record is from RefSeq and is a predicted model, not a curated record. Lineage: Eukaryota; Metazoa; Chordata; Actinopteri; Siluriformes; Pangasiidae. The transcript is spliced from 11 exons.